CCGUGAUAUCUUUUCCUUUCUCUUUUCUUUCUUGCUCUUUUCUCCAUUCUUGCGUAUACUCCAGAAGCGACUAUGAUACCAUCUAAUAGCAUAGCUCUGUUGUUCUUACUCUUGUUGUCUUAUUUCGCGGCUCCAAUCGACGCGCAAAAUCCAUAUUAUACGGCCCUCUUAAACGAUUCACUCUAUUUUUUCGAGGCACAACGAAGUGGUGUUUUACCUGACAACAAUCGAGUAGAAUGGCGACACGACUCGGGACUUGAAGAUGGGUCCGACAACAACGUUGAUUUGACGGGUGGCUACUACGAUGCAGGCAAUUAUUUAAAAUUCACCGUUCCACUAUCUCACACGCUGACUCUUAUUGCGUGGGGAGCUCUUGAGUGGUACGAUGGUUAUGUGAGUGCCGGCCAGACUGAACAUCUGCACGACAUGAUUCGAUGGGGUACAGAUUGGCUAAUAAAGGCACAUCCGUCAGACAACGUCCUGUUUGUGCAGGUCGGCGAAGGAUCAGUGGAUAAUAACUAUUGGGGGCCUGACAGCGGUAUUCCAACACCACGGCCAUCGUUCAUGAUUGAUGAAUCGUCUCCAGGCACAGACGCCGCAGCUCUAACAGCAGCCGCUUUUGCGUCUUCAUCAUUACUACUGCGAGCCACGGACGAAGAUUAUGCAAACACCCUCCUAUCUCAUGCAGAGCGCUUAUACACAUUUGCCGAAAGCGCAACACCAUGGCAAGUGUACUCUGAUUCGGUCGAAGCCUCACAAGACUACUAUGGUACAUCCACGUACUCUAGCCAGCUCGUCUAUGGCGCCUUAUGGCUGUACCGUGCUACGAAUAAUACCAUGUAUCGGGACAAGGCGUCAAACUUUUUUGACCAGUUUUCCCUCAGAACCAAACAAAUCACCAUCUUGGACUGGCAUGACCAAACAGGUGCAAUGUAUGUGUUAGGUGCAGCAGUAGAUGACAGUGGCACGGAUAAAUACAAGGAUGCUGCAGAAGAUUAUAUCAGCACAAUUAUCAAUGAUCGAUCCGGAGGUCCAUGCUCGUAUACCAUAGGUGGUCUUUUGUGGUGUGGAUCCCAGAGUGAAUGGAGUUCUCUCGUUAUCGCAAACAAUAUGGCGUUCUUGGCAGCCAUGUUUAGUCACACAGUGGACGAAACCUCGGAAUACGACGAAUUCGCGCGUGCUCAGCUCAACUAUGUUCUUGGCGACAAUCCUAUGAAAACUCCCUAUGUUAUCGGUGUUCACAUGAACUCACCGCAAAACCCACAUCACGCAGGCGCUUCGGGUGGCACGAGUAUCCGAAAUAUUGAUGCUGGCGAAACAGCCCAUGUGCUGUAUGGAGCGAUCGUGGGUGGACCCGAUUAUGAAGAUCGAUAUUUCGAUGAGCGCAGCGACUAUAGACAGAACGAGGUGUCCCUAAACUACCAAGGUUCGCUCCAAAGCCUUGUAUCGUAUCAGCUAGUGAAUAAUGCCGUUGAUCCGCCCUACGCCAACAUAACCGAGCCUCGACCUGAAGUCCGACGCCCAGGACAGUCGAACACUAUUGCUGGAUGGCUUAUUGCUGUGAUUGUUAUAGUCAUUAUUGCAGCCAUCGUUGGCGCAGCUAUUUUUGUCUGUUUCGUGAGACGGCGUAGAAACUCUGCUGCUAGAAAACCAACUGUAGCUGAACUUGAAAAGGCUGCUGCUCAGAAGUCUCCAACUUUACCAAUAAGUCCUCGGAUAAGCAGUAGUCCUCCUCCACGUCCAGUAACCAUAUCGCGUUAAGGAGGACAAAGAAGAGGAUUAUAUUACAUUCGGCGAGCUAUACAAGAGAAGCAAUAUGUACAUAAUAUAUACAGCAAUCCAGUUUCUGCAUUAAAUAUUAGAUAAUUAGUAAUAUCCAGAAAAUGCACAUAGCAUUUCCUCUCCCAGUUUUUGUCUAAUGGUUAUUCUAUGAU
Molecule: messenger RNA, 1934 nt
Organism: Zychaea mexicana
Lineage: Eukaryota; Fungi; Mucoromycota; Mucoromycetes; Mucorales; Lichtheimiaceae
Product: Six-hairpin glycosidase-like protein
Exons: 6
Coding region: 73-1761 (562 amino acids)
Biological process (GO): carbohydrate metabolic process
Molecular function (GO): hydrolase activity, hydrolyzing O-glycosyl compounds
Source: RefSeq, a predicted model, not a curated record